UUCCGAGCGUCACGGAUAAAUCCAAUUUCAUAAAGAGUCACGUCGGGGUCUCUCAGGCUCAACUUCUUUCAUCUUUUUCUCUUUACAUGACUGGAAAGAUUCAAAAAGCGGCAUGGGCAGUCAUACUGACAACUGCUAACAAGUACGUUGAUGGAAUUGCGGUACUUGCUCAUGCUCUGAAAAAGCAUGCAUCAAAAUAUCCACUAGUGGUGCUGUACACACCAGAAACGGUGCCUAACAAAGUGGUAGCACGGCUUUCUAGCUAUGGCUGCACCAUGGUAGCAAUUGAGGCUAUUAAACCACUGACUGCUGUGGAGUACAAGUUUGAACGCUUUGCUGAAACUUGGACCAAGUUGCGCGUUUGGGAGCAGACCGACUAUGACCGACUUGUUCUGAUGGAUGCCGACAUGCUGCCUUUACAAAAUAUGGACGAAUUGAUGACAAUGCCGUUGACAACCAACGUUGUAGCUGCUUGUCAUGCGUGUACGUGCAAUCCUCAAAAGAUAUCUCAUUACCCGUCAAACUGGACGCCAGCCAAUUGUGCAUAUACAGGGUGCGACCCUAAAGCAGGAACUUCUAAUCCCCCAAGUUUAGAUAAGAGGGAUUAUUUCAAUAGCGGACUGAUCGUCCUUUCUCCCGACCAAGAGAUAUUCCAGAGCAUGCUUGAUAAGCUAUUUCAUGCUAAAGACUUAAACAUAUACAGUUUUCCCGAUCAGGAUUUUCUCAAUGAAAUAUUCAAGGACCGAUGGAUACCCUUGGCUUACUCGUAUAACGCACUGAAGACGUUGCGAACGUCACACUCUCCUAUGUGGCGCUUAGGGAACGUCAAGAACAUUCACUAUAUCCUUACCAAGCCAUGGGAUGUUGACCCCAGUUCAGAGCCUGACAUAUACUUUCCACUUUAUCAAUUGUGGUGGAACGAACAUAUUUCUUUGUCACUUUCAUCCGCAUAGUACCUUGUCUUUUGUUAAGGCCAUAGUUGCAACAUAUUAGAUUUUACUGACUUCCCAUUACUGAAAUAAUUAAUUUGGACCAUCUAUAAAUAUAUUACCAGUUAGUCUAAUCCACACGAAU
Umbelopsis ramanniana AG is the source of this 1074-nucleotide messenger RNA. RefSeq lists its product as uncharacterized. Gene Ontology annotation, molecular function: glycosyltransferase activity. Lineage: Eukaryota; Fungi; Mucoromycota; Umbelopsidomycetes; Umbelopsidales; Umbelopsidaceae. The record is from RefSeq and is a predicted model, not a curated record. Bases 87 to 953 code for a protein of 288 amino acids. The transcript is spliced from 2 exons.